AUGCCCUCGAAACGCGGUCUUGGCUGGCCAUGGGACUAUCCGGCAUCCCACUUCCCCGUCUACACCUCUUGUGAUAGGAUAACCUGGCUCUUCAACUGGGAGCUCUGGGUUCCACCGGGCCUUCCCGAUUCCAUAGAAUGGGUACCCUGUGUGCGCACCGCUGCACAAGCAAAAGAUAUAACGCCAUUCCUCUCCGACAUCAUUGGCAACAAGAAAGCGAAUGUCAAUUACUUACUUGGGUUCAACGAGCCUGAGAUACCGGAUCAAGCGAAUUUAAGCGUUGAAGAAGCAGUCAAGUUGUGGCGAGAGGUUGUUCUACCAGCGAAGAGCAAAUUUGGACUUAAGCUGGGCAGUCCUGGGGUGAGCAGUGACGUAGGAAGGAGUAAACCGUGGCUUGACCGGUUUUUUGGGCAGCUGGAGGGUGAUGCUCAGGUAGACUUUCUGGUCGUACAUUGGUACGGCCCACGGUUUACAGAUUUCAAGACGUACCUUGAGGAUAUGCAUAGUACUUAUAAACUGCCUCUGUGGGUUAAUGAGGUUGCAUGUUCUACGAUGGGGAAUGGCGAGGUCAGCGAGCAGGAGGUAGAGGCGUUUAUGAAAGAAGCGUUGCCGUGGCUGGAUGGAUGUGAGUGGGUUGAGCGGUAUGCGUACUUUGGUAAUGGGCAGGGAAAGACGGUUGGGCCCUGGGUGGGCAAGAAUAACGAUUUCUGUGAGAUGAGUGAAGAUUGUGAGGGGAGUGAUGGAAGGAAGUUGACUGGUGUUGGGAGGCUAUAUGCUGAACUGUAA
Molecule: messenger RNA, 786 nt
Organism: Alternaria burnsii
Lineage: Eukaryota; Fungi; Ascomycota; Dothideomycetes; Pleosporales; Pleosporaceae
Product: glycoside hydrolase
Exons: 1
Coding region: 1-786 (261 amino acids)
Biological process (GO): fungal-type cell wall polysaccharide metabolic process
Cellular component (GO): fungal-type cell wall
Source: RefSeq, a predicted model, not a curated record